Molecule: messenger RNA, 450 nt
Organism: Dentiscutata heterogama
Lineage: Eukaryota; Fungi; Glomeromycota; Glomeromycetes; Diversisporales; Gigasporaceae
Source: the annotation of a GenBank genome assembly
CUCAAUACCCUCUUGAUAAUAUUUACAACAUUGAUAAAACAGGGUUUUUUUAUAGAAUGCAGCCAAACCAAACACUUUCAUCAAAGCCUAUUCUUGGUCAAAAAAAAGAUAAAACUAAAAUAACAAUUCCUUUUGGAGUUAAUGCAAUGGGAACUAAUAAAUUAGUACCAUGGGUAAUUGGUAAAUCACCAUGUCCAAGAGCUUUUGAAGUACUGAAACAUAUAAAUAAUGAAUUUAGAGCUAAAAAUAAAAAAGUUUUACUUUUAGUUGACAAUGCACCAUCACAUUUUGAUCCAAAUAACUGCCUUCAAGAUACUGAAAUUGAACAAAAUAAUAAUAUCGACGUUACUGAUACUAACAUUAUUAAGGAGGUUGUUGAAAUUAACGAAGAUGAUGAAUAUGAUGAAUAUAAUAGUUAUGGUGAAGAGAGUUCUAUUUCAGCUAGAUCAU